Molecule: messenger RNA, 1284 nt
Organism: Symbiodinium sp. CCMP2592
Lineage: Eukaryota; Dinophyceae; Suessiales; Symbiodiniaceae
Source: the annotation of a GenBank genome assembly
AUGCCGGAUGCGUGGUCCACCAUCACUCGUGGAGACUAUGCCAACAUGUUCCUGGCAGGCCUUUUCGACGGGCAUUGGUGCUGGAGGGGUGGCCUAGCGGUGCGGGUCUCGAAUUUGUUUGAUGCAAGGUGCCUCUUCGUGCCGAUGUCAGUCAAGGCACUUCGUGUGACCCGAGCUUUCGAGCUGGGGGCGAAAUGCGACACUUGGGGCUCCGGCGACCUUGCGAUGGAAGCCCGGGCCACUUUGGCGUCGCACGGUCGGCCGGAAGCUGCACCCACGCAGCCCACCAUUGAACAGUGUACAGCCUGGUUAUGGCUCGGGGCAGUACCAGCAGGCCUGAUAUCUGGCAUGAAGAGGUGCAUAGAGAUGCCCGCUGUGGCGGCCUUGGACAUGCAUGUCGAAGAAGAGCAGUUUGUUGCAGACGACAGCAUAAGAACUGUCCACAAUAUUGAGGUGUUCCUGUGCUGGUUCAUCCCUAGCGUCGUCUUUGCAGCAGCAUCUGGCCUGGCGUCUUCCAGUUUGGAAACCUAUUACCCCAUCAUUGUCUAUGCAGCUUUUACGCUCCUCGGGCUGGGCUACCUCCUCUGCCUGCACGUCAUCUCCCUCAUGCUGCGGAGGUACUUGGCAGGGCGCACGACUGUGUUUCCCUUCUGGUACAUCUUCCUAGGUGUUGCGCUGUCAGUGGCGCUGGUCCUUUCCGUGUGCUUUGCGCGCUUGAACUAUUCCAAAAACAUGCUGGCGUCUGAAACGCUGCAUCGGUUGGCUAUGGCAUCCAAUGUCGAUCCAGCUACCGACUCAAGUAGCCGAUACUUGGACAUCGGCCGCGUAGAAUUUGCACCGGGUGCACAAAUCGACGUUGGCAAGUACAUAGGUUUCAAGAACAGCGAUCUCUACUGUGUAGCGCCCAUCACCAACAAGAAUGCCACCAAAGCCCCGGCCAGCUACGACUAUUGGGCUGUCGGUCUUAAUUGCUGUGACCAAAACGGCUUCCGCUGCGGGGAGUACGACAAGCCGUCGGCGCGAAGUGGCGUCCGGCUGCUGAACGAGGAACAGCGGCAGUUCUAUGUCCUGGCAGUGAAGGAGGCUGAGGCCACUUUCGGCAUCACAGCUACGACACCCCUGUUCUUCUUCUGGGUAGAGGACGCCAAUGCCCUCCAAAAAUCCUGGAAGGACAAAGCGAUGCAGUACUGGCUGCUGGCCUGCCUCACCUUCACCGCCUUCAUGUUUGUUGCCACUGUGGCUGGGGUCGUGUACUUUGAGUCCUUCUACGUGACCUUCUGGUGA